AGAUUUCCUUCCUAUCGAUCAAGAAAAAUUUCCAGCUCGAUUUUUUAUUUUUUUUUAUCGGUCAAUUGAUACCAUUUGAAAAUUGAUCCAUUGAGGUCCAACACCCACCCACUACAACAAAAAACUCCCCCAUCCUGACGACCUCGUACGUCUGAUCAAGUCGGUCGCUCAAAUAAAAACCUGCGCGUGUUUCCUCGAGAACGCCAAGAGACAAGAUGGGGUCGACGAAGCCAGAGAAGGAGAAGAAGGAAAAGAAGGACAAGAAGCGCAGCGAGGCCGACGGCGUGACGAAGUCUAAGAAAGACAAGAAGGACAAGAAAGAUAAGAAGGAGAAGCUUAAGACUGUCGUCAAUGCUGCCCUCGACGACCAAUUAGAAGUUGACACCUCGGCGUCUGUCACCGUCGUGAAGGAUGGCGAGGAGAAGGUUGCUAAGGUCCUGGUUCCCGUAGUGGGUGCUUUGGUACCCUUUGCGAAGCCAUUGGCGGACGAGAAGGGCACCAAGAAGAUUAUGAAGACCGUGCGGAAGGCUGCGAAGCACAAGACCCUUAAGCGUGGCGUGAAGGAAGUCGUCAAGUCGCUACGCAAGUCGCCCGCCAGCGGACCGGGCAACACCUCGUUCCCGGGCGUCGUAAUCCUAGCCGGCGACAUCAGCCCUAUGGAUGUUAUUAGCCAUAUCCCCGUGCUAUGCGAGGACGUCAACGUGCCGUAUAUCUUCGUCACGUCGCGUGCCGAGCUAGGCGCCGCCGGCAGCACCAAGCGACCCACCAGUGUUGUCAUGGUCACCGAGAAGCGGACCGGAGGCAAGAAGGACAAGGCGGACGAGAAGAUAGCCGAGGAGGAUGGUGAGGACUUCGCCGCGGCGUACAAGGACCUGGUCAAGCUGGUCGAGAAGGAGAGCAAGCAACUCAAGUUCACGUAGGCUUUACUUUAUUGCGGUCAUUAUCUCUGGGUAUUUGUAUGAGAGAUCACCAUUCGACGUGGCCAUUUUAUUAGCUAGCCUAGGAAUAUCGGCUUUGGUGGUCCCUAGUCGCGGGCGUUGUUCGCUGUCCUUUCAAGCAUCCAAGGGCAUCUUCGGAUCAAAAUGUACGUACUGUUUCGGUUGGCUACGUAGGCGUAGCCUCUGGCGUUGGGGGAAACACUUCAUAUUUGCGUUGGCGGAUCAAUUAAUAUUGGUUCAAAUGAAACUGGCGUGUUACUCGAGUUUGCAGUUCACGAGUUGAA
Molecule: messenger RNA, 1222 nt
Organism: Daldinia loculata
Lineage: Eukaryota; Fungi; Ascomycota; Sordariomycetes; Xylariales; Hypoxylaceae
Product: L30e-like protein
Exons: 2
Coding region: 216-920 (234 amino acids)
Biological process (GO): ribosome biogenesis; rRNA pseudouridine synthesis; snRNA pseudouridine synthesis
Cellular component (GO): nucleolus; box H/ACA snoRNP complex
Molecular function (GO): box H/ACA snoRNA binding
Source: RefSeq, a predicted model, not a curated record